AGCAAGCUUUUUGCAAGGCAGCAGCAUCUGUCCAAAGCCCUUAAUACUGUCUAGAGCUUGUGCAGCGGGUGCCACAGCCAGGCAUGUGGAGCAGAAUGUACGCUAUGAAGCGGCUCAGGGAAUAAAUGGAAGUGUGCCACUCAAACAGUCCCCACGUUCAGCUGCAAGUCCAAAGCCACAAGUGCCUCCAAAGCCAAUUCAUCUGCAGAAGGCAACAUACCAAAUCCCUAGGCAUAAAGCUUUAACAAAUCAGAAACCAAGAAUGGAGGAAGAGACACCUGCUGCUGCUUCUAGUGUCACAAAGGAAAAGUCCAGUAAAGUGUCAGAUCUCAUCAACCGCUUUGAGGGAGGCAGCUCACUGAAUCCUGGUGAUUUCAAGAAAGAUUCCUCUGUUCUUCACAUUACUAAAUCUCAAGGAAGAUAUGGGUCCAUGCCAUCAGCUCAGCCAAAACUCCCUUCCCAGCACUCACUACAGAAACAGGGAAACAGUACCACUGACAAAACUCAGGUUGAACAGCUGCCCACAGCCAACGGCAUCGUAGCGCAAGACCAGCCGGAAGAUGAGGAGCGGAGAUGGCUGGACCGCGGCUCGGCCACGUCCACCCCGGUCCUGGAUGAUGCCAUGGACUGCAGCUUGAUAAACGGGGAAGGGGAAACGACUCGCAGGGAGUCGUUGCAAAAUGUGGCUGCCUGUGAGGAGCAGAUGCUCAACAGCUGCCACAGGAGUCUGAGCAGUGACACGCUGCUCCCACCGGAAAAUGAAACUCUAGGAACUGAUACUGAUGUCAAGGAAGAGCCAGCUGAGGAAAGCAGUAAACAAGAUCAGCCUGUAGAAACAAAGGAGACAGAUGAGCAGAAACGUCACAAAAUUGCCAAUGAACUUCUGCAAACAGAAAAGGCCUACGUUAGCCGACUUGACCUCCUAGAUGGGGUAUUCUAUUCCAGACUCCUUGAGGAAGCCAACAGAGGUUCAUUUCCACCUGAAGUAAUUAAUAAAAUAUUUUCUAACAUUUCAUCAAUAAAUGCCUUCCACAGUAAAUUCUUACUUCCGGAACUUGAAAAAAGAAUGCAAGAAUGGACUACCACCCCUAGGAUUGGAGAUAUUCUGCAGAAGUUGGCUCCUUUCCUCAAGAUGUACGGCGAGUAUGUGAAGAAUUUCGAUAAUGCAAUGGAACUGGUGAAAACGUGGACUGAACGGUCACCUCAGUUCAAAUUCAUUAUUCAAGACAUUCAGAAGGAAAAAGUGUGUGGAAAUUUGACAUUGCAACAUCACAUGCUAGAACCAGUCCAACGCAUUCCACGCUACGAGAUGCUUCUAAAGGACUACCUAAGGAAAUUGCCUCAGGAUUCCCUAGACUGGAAAGAUGCUGAAAAAUCCCUGGAAAUUAUAUCCACUGCAGCAAGUCACUCAAAUAGUGCAAUAAGAAAGAUGGAGAAUCUAAAGAAGUUGUUGGAGAUAUAUGAGAUGCUGGGAGAAGAGGAAGACAUUGUGAACCCUUCAAAUGAGCUGAUAAAAGAAGGACAGAUCCUUAAACUGGCUGCUCGCAACACAUCUGCCCAAGAGCGCUAUCUUUUCCUGUUUAACAAUAUGUUGCUCUACUGCGUCCCGAAAUUCAGCCUGGUAGGAUCCAAGUUUUCGGUUCGAACCAGAGUUGGCAUAGAUGGCAUGAAGAUUAUAGAAACCCAUAAUGAAGAAUAUCCACACACUUUCCAGGUGUCUGGAAAAGAGAGGACACUGGAGCUGCAGGCCAGUUCUGAACAGGAUAAAGAAGAAUGGAUAAAGGCACUUCAGAGUACUAUUGAAGCUUUUCAGCAGAGGAAUGAAACUUUCAGAAAUGCUAUUGCUAAAGAAUAUGAAGACAUGCCUGUUGAAGUCUCUAAUGCUGAGCUUGGGAAGAGAGCGCCGAGGUGGAUCCGGGACAAUGAGGUCACUAUGUGCAUGAAAUGCAAGGAGCCCUUCAAUGCACUGACGAGGAGGAGGCACCACUGCCGAGCGUGUGGACACGUGGUUUGCUGGAAAUGUUCUGAUUACAAAGCACAUCUUGAAUAUGAUGGCAAUAAAUUGAACAAAGUCUGUAAAGAUUGCUAUCAUGUUAUAAUUGGUUGUACAGACAGUGAAGAAAAGAAGAGGAAGGGCAUCUUGGAGAUUGAAUCUGCAGAAGUCUCUGGAAAUAGUGUCAUAUGUAGCUUUCUUCAGUACAUGGAGAAGUCCAAGCCCUGGCAGAAGGCAUGGUGUGUCAUACCCAAACAGGAGGCUCUUGUGCUCUACAUGUAUGGUGCUCCACAGGAUGUGAAAGCUCUGGCUACAAUUCCUCUUCUGGGCUACACAGUGGAUGACACUCCAAAAAGUGCUGACCUCCCCCACAGCUUCAAACUGACCCAGUCUAAGUCUGUGCACAGCUUUGCUGCAGACAAUGAGGAACUGAAGCAGAAGUGGCUGAAAGUUAUCCAUUUAGCUGUCAAAGGUGAGACACCAGAAUGUCAAAAUGAACUGCAAGUGAAUUUAGAAGAGCAGCCUGAAUCUUCUAAAAGAUCUGAAUGCUGAAGCUUAAGAACACAUGGCAUUUUUAAAAGAUUUCAGUUGACAUUGUGGUUAACGUUUGUGUUAACCUUUUUUUGCUCAAUCAAGGAAAAAAAAAGAAAAAAAAAAACAGAAAAAGAAACUUCUUACUACCAUACACAUCUUGGCACUUUAUGUUUGGGAAAGAAUUCUGGUCUUUUUAGGGAUCUUUUUCUUAUAUUUAUGUUCUGUCAAUAAAAGUGAUGUACAGGUCCAUUUCAGAGACUUUUUAAAAAAAUGUGAAUGCUAUUAAAAAUACUUACUAACUUUACUGUACUACUCGUUUGUUGUAAUGCAAUUUUUUUUUUUAAUCCAGUUGCUCUUCAGUUAACGUUUGCUACUUUCAUUAAGAAUGCAAAUAUUUGAAGCUUCCUACUUACAUGUUAGGAUUUGCAACAGGAUAAAAGAUAUACCUCCACAUUGCCAAAAUAGAUCUGUACUUAAAUAUACAGGGACAGAUUGGUUUAAUGUAUGUAGUUUAUAGAUUGAUUUCCACAGUUCUGUACAUAUGUUGUAUUCAUUUGUAUCUUUUUAAUUAAAGUAAUGCAAAUUGCUUUCACAGGUA
This is a messenger RNA of Vidua macroura (Pin-tailed whydah), 3125 nucleotides long. It is a transcript of the gene FGD4, whose product is annotated as FYVE, RhoGEF and PH domain containing 4. Gene Ontology annotation, molecular function: guanyl-nucleotide exchange factor activity; zinc ion binding. The coding region runs from base 263 to 2545 and encodes 760 amino acids. Gene Ontology annotation, cellular component: cytoplasm. The record is from RefSeq and is a predicted model, not a curated record. The transcript is spliced from 17 exons. NCBI's taxonomy places the organism in Eukaryota, Metazoa, Chordata, Aves, Passeriformes, Viduidae. Gene Ontology annotation, biological process: cytoskeleton organization; filopodium assembly.